Sesamum indicum (sesame) is the source of this 1519-nucleotide messenger RNA. RefSeq names its product translation initiation factor 3 subunit H1 (gene TIF3H1). Gene Ontology annotation, cellular component: eukaryotic translation initiation factor 3 complex; cytoplasm. The record is from RefSeq and is a predicted model, not a curated record. Gene Ontology annotation, molecular function: translation initiation factor activity; protein binding; metallopeptidase activity. Lineage: Eukaryota; Viridiplantae; Streptophyta; Magnoliopsida; Lamiales; Pedaliaceae.
AACACUUUACCAGGAGAAUAAUAAGACUAGGGUUUCGUUCAAUUAGAAUAGGAAUAUAUUUCCUUUGAAUUGCUAAGGUUCGGCCAUCUGAUUCAGCUACAAUUGAGUAAUCUCUUCUGCUCUCUCUUCCUCUCCCUCUCUACAUCGUUCAUGGCGAACACUGCUACGAGGUCGUUUUUGCAGGUGGCGGCGACGGAGGAGGCGACUACGCCUCUCAGAGUCGUUCAGAUUGAAGGACUGGUUAUUUUGAAGAUAAUAAAGCAUUGCAAGGAGUUCUCUCCCGCUCUGGUUACUGGGCAGCUUCUUGGGUUGGAUGUUGGCAGUGUUCUUGAAGUUACUAAUUGUUUCCCAUUUCCGAUUCGUGAGGAAGAUGAAGAGAUUGAAGCGGAAGGUGCUAAUUACCAGCUUGAAAUGAUGAGAUGCCUGAGAGAGGUUAACGUUGACAACAAUACUGUUGGAUGGUAUCAGUCAACUUUGUUUGGUUCUUUCCAGACAGUGGAAUUGAUAGAGACCUUUAUGAAUUACCAGGAAAAUAUAAGACGAUGUGUCUGCAUCAUUUAUGAUCCAUCAAGAUCUAACCAAGGCGUCCUAGCUUUGAAGGCACUGAAACUUUCUGAUUCAUUCAUGGAGCUUUACCGCAGUAAUAACUUCACUGGGGAGAAGUUGAGGGAGAAGAAUCUUUCAUGGGUGGAUAUCUUUGAAGAGAUCCCUAUUAAGGUUUCAAAUUCUGCUCUUGUCAGUGCUUUUAUGACUGAGUUGGAGGCUGAUACUCCUGUCACACAGUGUGAUUAUGACAGGUUGCAGCUGUCAACUAGUCCAUUUCUAGAGAGAAAUGUGGAGUUUCUGAUUGAAUGUAUGGAUGACUUGUCAAUGGAACAACAGAAGUUUCAAUUUUACUACAGGAAUCUCUCUCGUCAACAAGCGCAACAGCAGGCAUGGCUUCAGAAAAGAAGGGCUGAAAACAUGGCCCGGAAGAAUGCGGGGGAAGAACCAUUACCCGAGGAGGAUCCUUCAAAUCCCAUCUUCAAGCCUAUCCCUGAGCCAUCAAGAUUGGAUAGUUUUCUGAUAACAAAUCAAAUUGCUAACUAUUGCAACCAAAUCAACGGAGUGGCUGGACAAAGCUUUAGCAGGCUAUAUCUGAUGAAAGCUCUUCAUGAGAACUAAAUGAAGGCAUCUCAAAAGCUGGUUGUGGUCAAGCUAUUGCUGCUCAUGGUCUUGUAGUAUACCAGACAACGCGAUAAUUGUUGCAUGGCAUGGUAAAAUGGAAUUUUUUGGUCCUGUGGGUCUGUCUUUUUUUUUUUAUUUGGCUCGUUUGCAGCAACCUUUUGAUUUCUUAUGCGGCGCUUACUAGUCGUCAGACGACAAGAAGGUAAUCCAUGAGCUCUAGAAUAGAUUUCUGAUGUAAUAGGAAAUACUUCAUAUCCUGUUGUUUAUAAUUGAUAUUUGGAUCCAUGCUGUUCUGCUGCAUGUAUUUUAUUCUGUGGUCUAAUUUUAUUUUUAUGCAUUCUACCAUUUUGUU